Messenger RNA from Entrophospora candida, 2412 nucleotides. Lineage: Eukaryota; Fungi; Glomeromycota; Glomeromycetes; Entrophosporales; Entrophosporaceae. The record is from the annotation of a GenBank genome assembly.
AUGCCAGAAACUCAAAUACUUCCAGUUCAACACAAUUUUGAUAAUGCAUAUUCAGAUGUUGAUGUUAGAAUGAUGAACGGUCAUAUUGACAAAGCUACAGAAGCUUUAAUAAACAAAAAAAUAUCAGAAUUUAAUGAAAGCAUCAACAAUAACAGUGAAAAUAAUAAUAAACUUGACCAAAUGCUUAAAGGAGACUCACCAAUAGUUGAUUCAUUUAUAAUUAAUCCUUUGGGUGACGAGUCUCUCAUCAUUUCAAACGAGUCUUUAUCGGAAGAUGAAAAAAGAACAAAAAUAAAUAAAAUGUUUUCACGUGUUGUAAGUAAUGGUAAUGCUGAACAAGUUUCAAAGUUGUUGGAAAAUGCAAAAAAAUAUAUUGAUCUUGAUGCUCAAGAUGAAGACGGAACUACUCCGUUAAUUUAUGCUGCUUGUUUUGGUCAUGAAUCUGUUGUUUAUAUAUUAUUAGAAGCUGGUGCUAAAGUUGAUGCUCAAGAUAGAUUUGGUUGGUCUCCUUUAAUGUGGGCAACGAAUAAUAACCAUCAUUCCACUGUAAAAUUACUUUUGGAUAACGGUGCUGAUGCUGGUGCAAAGUCGGCAAAAGGUCGUACCGUGUUUGAUUUCAUUCCAACUGAAAAUCAAAAAAUUGCCGAAAUAUUCAUCCAUAAUCCUCAACGUGACAGUUGGUCAAGUGCUGGUAGUUUAGGUAGAUGGUCAUAUUGUGGUGAUAAUGAAUCCAAGUUAUACGAACAAUUGGCUGAAGCUGAAAUGAAAAAAAGAAUGUUAAUGGAAAGUUCUUUAAAUUUGGAAAUUGAUUUAUCAAAUAUUCUUCACAUUCUAAAAACUGUCAUCACAAAUAUACAACCAAUACGUUCAAAAGCACAAAAACCUGUACCCGCAAACGUUAUAUUCCUAAGUACUAGAUUUGCUCAUUAUUUCAGUAGUCCUGAAUUAUUAGACACACUUUUACUCUCUGUUAUCGAUUCUAUCGACCAAACUGUCAAGACAAAACCUGAGGAUAUGACUUUGUUAUCAUUUUGGAUUUCAAAUUGUACUUUAUUAUUGUAUUAUUUGAAAAAAGAUACUGGCCUUGUUGCUGCCACCGUGGAAUAUCAAUUAAGAAUCUCGGAACUUUUGCAUGAAAUAUAUGUACUUUUGGUUAGGGAUGCUGAAAGAAGACUUGACAGAGUUUUAGAAGCAUCAAUGUUAGAAUAUGACACCAUCCCUGGUAUUGACGAUGUAAGAUUUGAGGGUGAAUGGAGAGUGUUUAGAACAUUUGUACGUAGAUCACGCAGCCCUCAAAAUGAAUACACCACUGCUACAUCAAAAGGCGCAAGCCUCAAAAGAAGUUCCUCUACAUCCACAUCAAAAUUACCCUCAUUCCGUCCUUCUUCUCCCAGACAGCGUAGCAUACCUUCACCUCGCAAUGUCACCUCUCUUCUGUCAUCCACCUUAUUUGUAUUGCAAACUUAUGGAAUUCAUCCAAUGAUUGUCGAGCAAACACUCAAUCAACUAUUCUACUUUAUAUCAUGUGAACUCUUCAACAAAAUUAUUUCAAAUAAAAAAUACUUGUGUAGGUCUAAAGCAAUGCAAAUCCGUCUCAAUGUGUCCGCGGUUGAGGAUUGGGUCAGGACAAAUAACCUAUCAAUUACAUUGAUAUCACAUUUCAAACCAUUAAUUCAACUUUUACAAUUAUUAAUGUGUUGGUCGCAAAUGACCGAUUUUGCCACAUUGGUUCAAACAACCAAAGAACUCAGUCUCGUCAAUCCUGCUCAAUUAAAACGUGUUAGUAAAAAUUAUCGUUACGAGGUGAAUGAGCCAAGAAUAACAGAGGAAUGUCAACAAUACAUUUUACAACUUGAGGAAGAUACAGAAAGAAGGAAAAAACGUUACUCAACAGAAAGUAUACGGAGUGAUGGAAGCGAUACUUCAAGCAUAAUCUAUCUCACAGUCUCACCAACAGUACCUGAAUGUACCAAUGGUCCAACAAGUUGGGAUGAUGAAGAUGAAUUGAUGGAAAUGAAAGACAGCGAGCUAUUAUUACCUUUUGCUAUUCCAACCAGUACAGAAAUGUUGGCAAAUUAUGGUAACAACGGUGGUAAAGAAAAAGAUAACGAGUUCAUACCUGUUGUGCCAGAUGAAUGGAUGGAAAAAUUAGAUUUGGGUAUGAAGCAUGAUGGAAAAAGUAUUGAACCAGAAUGUUUUUGUGGAAGAAUCCUAUGUAUUCUUUCUAAAACAAGCGAUACCCAUGUACAAAUUUCAGGAUCGCCAGUUCAUAGAUGGACUCAAGAUUGCAUCUCAGAAGUUCUUUACAAUCUUAAUGAAAACGGUCCAAUCAAAAGUUUUAGAAGUAAUUUCACAGAAAAAGUUGAUAUUGAAAUUGAAUUAAUGCCUGAACAGAUGGAAAGGCCGGAAUGA